AACCCAAAACAAAGAGAACAUUACUUUCCCGUGAAAUUCUAUUUGGUUUUCGCCAAUUAUGGCUGGAAGAAGAAGAAGAAGAAAGAUGAAGCUGUCUGAAACAAUAAGAGGCAACAGACAAGUUUCAAAGGGGCAGAGAGAUGUGCAACUAACACAAUCGCAGCUCCCAACGAAGAUUUUGGAAGUUAUUUUUUCUAAGUUAAGCUUGAGGGACAAUAUUCGUGCUUCUGCUGUUUGCAGAGAAUGGCUAACUAUUGCUGUUUCUGUCAGAAUGGCCAAUAAGCGCAAAACAUAUUGGCUUGAGUUGCCAGAGCUAGAUGGUUCUAGGAUUUGCUGUGCCAAGGAUGGUUGGUUGUUGCUAUACAAACCUAGAACGCAGUCCAUAUUUUUCUGUUGCCCUUACACGCGGGAAUUUAUCAAUUUGCCUAAGCUAGAAUUAAUCCAUCAGAUAGUUACUUUCUCUGCCGCUCCAACAUCUCCUAGCUGUAUCCUUUUCACAAUUAAGCAUGUCAGCCCCACCAUUGUCGCGGUUAGCACUUGUCGUCCUGGGAAAACUGAAUGGACCACUGUGAACUGCCAAAACCGUCUACCAUUUAUUAGCAGCAUUUGGAAUAAGAUAGUUUACUGCCAGGGUCUUUUCUACUGUUUGAGUCUAACUGGCUGGCUUGGGGUUUAUGACCCUGAAAAAAGCACUUGGGCCGUUCAUACUGUGCCACCUCCUAAAUUCCUAGAGAAUUUAUCUGUCAAGAAUUGGUGGAAAGGCAAAUUUAUGGCAGAGCAUAAUGGAGAUGUUUUUGUCAUAUACACUUCCGCUGCAAUAAACCCAAUGAUAUAUAAGUUGGACCAGACAAAUAAAGUAUGGGUUGAGAUGCAAACUUUGGGAGGCAUGGCACUAUUUGCUAACUUUUUGUCUUCCCAUGCUAGGAGAGAUCUUCUUGGAACAAUGACAAACAAUGUCUACUUUUCAAAGGUUCGAUUUUAUGGAAAACGGUGUGUUUCAUAUUCACUCAACAAUGGGAGGUACUAUCCACGGAAGCAACGUUAUGAUUGGGGGGAACAAGAUCCUUUUGAGAGUGUUUGGAUCGAACUACCUGAAGACCUCUCAACAUUUCUUUAA
This is a messenger RNA of Salvia splendens (bonfire salvia), 1117 nucleotides long. Its product is annotated as F-box/kelch-repeat protein At1g57790-like. Gene Ontology annotation, molecular function: protein binding. The coding region runs from base 59 to 1117 and encodes 352 amino acids. The record is from RefSeq and is a predicted model, not a curated record. The transcript is spliced from 2 exons. Lineage: Eukaryota; Viridiplantae; Streptophyta; Magnoliopsida; Lamiales; Lamiaceae.